Micropterus salmoides (largemouth bass) is the source of this 4544-nucleotide messenger RNA. RefSeq names its product multimerin-2-like. Gene Ontology annotation, molecular function: protein binding. Lineage: Eukaryota; Metazoa; Chordata; Actinopteri; Centrarchiformes; Centrarchidae. The record is from RefSeq and is a predicted model, not a curated record.
GUGAUGUGGACGGGAGCAGACAUGGCAGCCGUGGGAGAACUGGUGCUGGUACUGGGCUUACUGGUGAGCGCUCGCUGUGAGGUGAGAGCACGAGACCCCGAGGUGGAGGAGGAGGAGGAGGAGCUGGGAGGAAGAGCAGCAGCACAUGGAGGAGGAGGAGGAGGAGGAGCAGCGUUCCCCCCUCACCUCGAGAGGUUCCACCCCGGGCCGACAGAGACCCCCCCACUGCGAGAGAGAGGGAGCUACCCAGCCCGAUCCGGGAACUGGUGUGCGUUCGUGCAGAACCGCGUGGUUACCGUGGCCAUGGAGUGCGGAACAGAGAAGUACACCAUCAAGUCUCGGAGUCCGUGUCCGAGCGGGACGCCCGACUGUGAAUUGGUCAUGUACAAGCUGGCCACCCGGCCGGUGUACAGGCAGAAGCAGAAGACCUUCACCGCCCUGCUGUGGCGCUGCUGUCCGGGACACGGAGGAAACAACUGUGAGGACACAGUCCCUGACGCGCAGCUGGAUUCUGGAAGCUCGGCUCUGGGUGGACGAUCUGAAACGGCGAGAACAGACGUCCAGCAGCUGCAGCGUGGCGACCCGAACCGCGAACAGAACGACCACCAGGCGUCCACCAGCGCGCUGUAUGACUCAAACAACCAGCGCAACUCCAGCCACCCCGCCCUGGACCCAGGCCACGUCCAUAACCCCCAUCACACACCACAUCACGCUGCCGACACGCACCACCACCACCAGCAGGAGGAACACCACCUUCCUGCUGUAGAUGGGGUGGACGCCGCUGCCGCCUUCCCGUACCCGCAAGCCCCCGCUGCCCUCCCCGUUCCCCACAUGAUGGCCCUGGUCAUGUCCCAGCUGCAGCCGGUCCUGGAGGGUUUCAACCGCUCACUGGAGCACCUGAGCCGGCAGGUAGGGGACCUGGCCCGUGACGUGGCCCAGCUGAAGAGCAGCCAGCUGAGUGCGGAGGCGGAGCUGCAGGCAGGGCCCGCGGACGGCCCCGACGAGCUUGACGAGGCAACGGAGGAGCGCUUGGAUACCAAACUGCAUGAGGUGUCUGAGCAGGUCAGGGAGGUCCGGAGGCAGAUGGAGAACCAGCGGGCAGACAUGGAGUACAGGCUGCACUCCCAGCAUGCAAUGCUGCACUACAACCUCACCAGCUUUAAGACGGACAUCGACAUGAAGCUGAAACGCCACAACAAGAUGCUGCAGGUCAGCCUGCAGGCCAUGAACGCCACGCUGGCUGAGCUGAAGCUGGAACAGGAUCAGACCCCUGAGGAUCAGCUGGAGCACCACCUCCCUCCUCCCACUCAGUCUCCCCCCCGCCUGCCGCCGCCGCAGCCCUCAGACACCUCGGCGCUCUGGGAGGCCAUCGAACGCCUGGACAACAUGGUGGUCAACAACACAGUGAAGCUCGGCGGGCUGAUGGAGGACGUGGAGGUGACCUCGGGGAAUGUCCAGCAGCUGAAGCGGAACUAUAAGGAGCUCGAGAAGCAGAUCAAUAGCACGGCCCGGACCAGUCAGGUCCAGUUCAUGGAAACAGGGCUGGAGGUGGAGGCGGCGAGGGAGGUGGUGCUGAGGCAGGUGGGCGAGCUGGCGGGGAACCUGAGUCAGCAGGACCAACGGCUGCAGGACAUGGAAGACGACAUGGACAAUCUGUACAUCGCCCUCAACAAGCACAACACCGGGGACUGCGACUGCAAGGGGCUGAUGGCCGCCGUGGCGCGACUGGAGAGGGGCGUGGCCAAUGUGACAGAGCUGACCAACGAGAACCGAUUAGCCCUGGAGAACAGCGAGGGAGGGGAGGGGCAGUGGGCCGGGGCCAGCGACUGGGAGCCGGCAGUGGAGACGCUCCAAUAUGGCCUCCAGCAGGUGAAGGAGUCUCUGAACACGGAGCAGACCAGGACCGGGGCCCUGAACCGCAGCCUGUCCCAGCUGAGCAGCUCGGCGGUGGGUCUGGCCGAGGUCUCCGGGCUGAAGGAGACCGACAGGCGGCUGUUGGCGGAGAUGCAGCACCUGUCCGGCUCCUUUAACUCUCUGCUGAAAGACGCCAUCCGACACAGCGACGUGCUGGAGCUGCUGCUCGGGGAGGAGGUGCUGGAGUUCCUGGAGUGGCCCGUCCAGGACCAGGCCCACUCCAUCCCGGCCCUGAAGGAGCAGCUGAGGCACCUGCAGGAGCAGCUGAGAGGACACAACCUGAGCAUCACGUCCCUGCUGGGCAACAGGCCAGGAGCCAGAGAGGAGGUUCCAUCUGCUGACCAGCCCUCCUCCCACCUCCUCACUGACGACUGGCUCCCGACUGGCAGCGUGAGGAGGAGCAGCAGCGGAGUAGCAUCCAGGGAGCGUCAGGUCCUCCUCCAGCCCGAGGGGAGGCGUCCGGAGCACGGAGGAGACGGCAGCGAUCUGUGGAACCUGGAGAGAGCCGUGGAGGAGCUGGAGCUGAAGGUGCUCCGGCUGGAGGAGAAACUCAGCAACACUUCUGCAGAGAGAGAGGCGGCGGCCGGCGGCGUGGAAGCCAAACUGCAGGCGGAGGUGAAGUGGCUGAAGAGAGGGCUGGAGGAACAUCUGAGGGUGUUCAAGAACGUCUUCAGUAAUGCUGAAGUGCUGGCGGGAUCUGACGCCACGCUGGAGCUCGAUAAACUGUGGCAGCUGGUGAAGGACAAAGACGGGAAGAAAGAGAAGAAGAAGCGAGGAGGCGGAAACCAUCGAAGCAGGAGGGAGUCAUCAGGUGUUGCUCCUGUCCCGUCCAGCCUAUCAGAGGCCGGAUCCCCCCUGAGCGUCUCGACCGGCGUCAUCGUGUUAGAAGCAUCUCUGAACCGGGGUCAGUUUUUCUCCGACGCCGGCACCUUCACGGCUCCCGUGAGCGGGAUCUACCUGUUCGUCCUCACCUUGGACCUGAGGCCGGGCCCCGCCCACGUGGUCCUGAGGAGGGGGUCUGGCGGGGGUCUGGCGUCUGUACACCGACAGGAGGCGGUGGAGCCGGGACCGGUCACCGGCGUGGGCCUCCUGCAGCUGAGCGAGGGGGAGGAGGUGCGGCUGGAACUGAAGGGAGGUGCGUGGGCGGAGUCAGAGGACAAUGUGUUCACCGUGCUGCUGCUCCACCGGACCACCUGAGGGCGCUGUGGACCAAUCAGCUGACAGCUGGAGGAAAGACGCUGAUCAGAGACUCUGGGAGGGGCGGAGUCAGAAUUUGUUUUAAAAAUGAGAAUUUAACAUUCGCUGGAUUCCAGCCGGUGGAGGCGUUAAUCCAAAGCCCCUUACAGUAUCACCGAGGUUUACUUGUGUUGCGUCCGGAGGGAUUCAAACCCUCAAACCACCAGUCAGUUCUGAUAAAUCUGGGAACUGCAGGUCAGAGUCUGAGCUCCACAAACGUCUCAGGCUGGACCUCCAACUCGACAACAAGAAGAGGUCAAAAACACGCAAACCGAGAUGAAACUGACCUUCAAGUGAAGACCCAAAUUAAAGCAGGAGUUUCAGUGUCUUUGUGUUCAAACACAGCGCUGGAGCGAGGAAGUUAGCAGCCUAGCUUAGCAUAAAGACUAGAAGCAGGUGGAAACAGCUAGCCUGGUGCAAACUACUAAAACACACCGACAAACCGUUGUUCGAACUGUAAGCUAACGCAGCAGUUUGUGGUUUUAGUGGGAGUUACUUUGAUGCCCUGAACAUCAAGCAGCAUUUCCGUCAUUGUUGGUUUGGUUUUCAGUCACUGCACCAACAUGAAAACACUUCCAGCAUGCAACUUCCCCUGAAACCACAAACUGAGGUUUAAUCUGUACACUAACAGCAAAGCAGAGCAACACGUUAGUGAUCUUGGUUGGUGGAUGUUUUGCCACGGGGCAGAGCCAGGUUAGCGGUUUCCAGCCUUUAUGCUAAGCUAGGCUAACCACGUCCUGACUCCUGCUCCAAAAACCCAAAGCAAUGACGUUAUUUAGUGAAUCUCCAAUCUGCUAACUUACAAAAAGAACCGUUACCACGAUUAGUCACCAGUGCUCCUCAGUAAACCGCACAGACCGCUGCCCAGAGAAGUGGACCCACAAUGCCUCGCUCUACUUGCAACACAACAAGCUUUCAGCCAUCAAGAGUAUUUGAUUGAUCCGGUUACUCAGCUCUGACAGGAUGUGCCGUCGACCCUGCUGUGUCACUUUAACAUUCUUUAUCUUCAGAAAAAACCUGACCACAGACGUUUUCUGUGUGAAGAGGGGAAAAGGACAAAGUAGAAAGGUUCAAGUCUUUACGUCCUCUGUCUUUGAAGGGAUUCUUUUUACUUUGCAUACUGAAAAUAUUUUGUAAAGUCGCCUGUAUCUGUAAUGUUUGUAAAGUACCAGUAUCGUUACGUAAACACACACAGAGCAGAAUAUAUUUAUCUAACAGCUGAGCCGCAUGUUGGAGCAGAAGGUGAAUGUGUUUAUCUAAAGAGUCACCAGGCUGUAACUUAAAACAGUUUGUAUGAUGUUACAACACUGCAAACACACACGAGAUUUAUUUCCUGCUUUCUCUUAUUUUUUCAGGGGUUUAUGACGCAUUAAACUCAUAUUAUUAUUAUUUUA